Trypanosoma grayi is the source of this 2916-nucleotide messenger RNA. RefSeq names its product helicase. The record is from RefSeq and is a predicted model, not a curated record. Gene Ontology annotation, molecular function: DNA binding; hydrolase activity, acting on acid anhydrides, in phosphorus-containing anhydrides; ATP binding. The coding region runs from base 1 to 2916 and encodes 971 amino acids. Gene Ontology annotation, cellular component: nucleus. Gene Ontology annotation, biological process: negative regulation of DNA recombination; telomeric loop disassembly; negative regulation of t-circle formation. The transcript has a single exon. Lineage: Eukaryota; Euglenozoa; Kinetoplastea; Trypanosomatida; Trypanosomatidae.
AUGGCUUCGAUCCCUAUUGGCGACACCGAGGUGUCGUUUCCCUUUAAUCCGUAUCCGGCGCAGGUGGAGUACAUGCGGGCUGUGAUCGACAGCCUUAACGCCGGUUGUAACGCACUGCUGGAGUCCCCGACAGGGACGGGGAAGACGUUGUGUCUCCUCUGUGCUACACUCGCCUGGCUGGAGCGGAGGCGUGCGAAUGACAUACAGAGAGACAUCGCUGAGCAGACAAGCAUGACUCGUGUGUUGUACUGUAGUCGCACACACGCCCAACUGAGCCAAGUCAUCCGCGAGUUGAAGCGAACGCGGUAUGGCACUGUCUUCUCGAUGGCUGUCCUGGGAUCCAGGGAACACAUGUGUGUGAACUCUCAGGUGCUGCGCCUUCCGAAUGCACAGGCGCAACAGAGUAUGUGCAACAUGCUUCGAGAGGAGAAGAACUGCCGUUUUUACCGAGGGUUUCAGGCCCGCAGUAGCCACAAUGCGAGUGCACUCAAAGAACCCUGGGUGCAUGACAUGGAGGACUUGGUGAAAGAGGGUCGAAAAUGUGGAUUCUGUCCAUACUAUUCGGAGAGAGAGCAAGCAAAGGAAGCAGAUCUUGUGUUUCUUCCCUAUAACUACGUGUUUGACUUGUCGCUUCGCAAGCAGUUACCAUUCGGAAUGAAAGGAGUCAUUUUGAUUACGGAUGAGGCACAUAACUUGCCUUCGGUUCUGGGCUCCUCCGCCUGUAUGAAUCUGCAGCCACUUGACCUAACAAAUGCCAUUCAUGAUUGCGCAAGGGCCGUUGCAAUGCAGAGACUUGUCGUGGAAUCUGAAGCAGAAGGGGAUGCUCAAGACGGCAUAAUGACAGAACAGGAGUUUGCCUCGCUGAAAAUCAUUCUCUGCGGGUUGGAGACUUGUAUCGCUGAGGAAAAGGAUGAAGAAAAAACAAAUGAAGAGGGAACACUGAAAAGCGGGAAGGCGAAACCAGUAAAUAGACACAACGCCACAGGACCUCUGGAUACUGUUGAAAUUGUGCGUGAAGGUUCCCACAUGAUCCCCUUCUUGGCAAAGGCACUCAUCACAAGGGAGUUGUUUGCUGGCAAUGGUCGUCAAGGGGGCGGAAUGAACGACGUCAUAACCAAGGCGAUUGCUGUCCUCGCACAGAGCGAGUGUGCGGCGACAGGACUCUCAAAAGUGCAGCAAUUCCUCUCGUUUGUCUUUGAGCGAGGCGAGGACAGUGACGACGAGGCGUAUCGCUUUGUUGUACAAGGGAGCAAAGGUACUGAUGGACAAUCAACCCGACGCUCGCUUGGGUACUGGUCUCUCGAUGCGUCGCAUACGUUGCAGGAACUCACGAGUGGCCUUCGGUCACUGCUGCUCACCAGCGGAACGCUGUCACCACUCGACCACUUCGCCGCAGAACUCGGGGUGCCGUUUGAGAUUUCUCUAAAAGGGAGCCAUGUCAUUCAGCCGAACCAAGUGGUUGGGUGCGUUUUGUGCAAGGGACCUGGCGGAGAGAGACUGAACGGCAGCUAUGCUUUUCGUAGCAGUGUUGACUACAGAGUGGGCUUGGGCAUGUCGCUUGUGAACAUCGCGCGGAACACGCCAGGCGGUGUGCUUGUCUUUUUCCCAAGCUACGUCGCACUGAACACGGCAGUGGAGUUGUGGCGGGCCGGUAGCGGCCGCCCCGGCGACACUGUGACGGUGUGGGGAAUGCUGGCGGAGCUGAAGCCGGUCUUCGUUGAACCAGCGGAGACAGCAGACCUGCAGCCGAUUGUGUUGAGUUUUCAGCGCGAGGUUGACAGCGAUCCGUCGCGCGGCGCGGUGCUGCUGGCGGUUUGUCGUGGCAAAAUUAGCGAGGGCAUCGACUUUGCCGACCACCACGGCCGGUGUGUCGUGGUGGCCGGCAUCCCGUUCGCCAACCAUACCGAUCUGUUCGUGCGCCUCAAGAGGGAGUACAUCACGCGCGUGGCGGCGCAUCGACCUAAAGUGCGCGGCCGGCUCUUCACUGGUGAUGACUGGUACCUCAACGAGGCGAUGCGCUCUGUCAACCAGUGCGUUGGCCGCGUCAUCCGUCACAAGGAUGACUAUGGAGCUGUUGUGCUGGCGGACGAACGCUUUUCUGACCGAAUGGAUGGACUGUCGGAGUGGGUGGCGAUGCGGUGCUUCGUUCAUCGGGAGUUCCGUGAGACGUACGCGUGUAUCGCGCAGUUCUUUGCGCCCUUUCGACGCCGAACCAGAGACGGGUUUCGUCCCUCUUCGUCGUCUCCCUCUGCAUUCGGCAGUGCCACUCCCGGUAUGAAUGAGGACGAGCCUGUGGUUGCCAAGGUGCAGCAGAUUCCUGAAUCGGCAGAGAUGGCAAAGCAAUUCGCAGUUGAGCAGUUGCGUCAGGACGCCGCUGAGAAGGAGGCUCAGAUGCGCAAGUGCAUCGCCGAAGCGAAGGAGGUGCCCACCCUUGCAGGACAUUCGACGGACAUUGAAGGAGGCGGCGGUACAGGGCUGUCGACAACAACACCGGCAUCGGGAGCAGCAGUGACCGUGACAGCAGCACUAACAGCAGCGACAGCGGUUCGUCCAGCGUUCAAGAAGCAGGUGCUGCCCACAUUGCCACAGCCCGAUCCAACGCCUGCGUCAAGUCCGUUGGUUGGGCCGACCUCGAAGGAGUUCUGCCAUUUUCUUAAGCAAAAGCUACAGCCUGCGAGCUACGACCGAUUUCGUGAGACGCUGAAGCAGAUCGCCUCCAUUCGCAGUUCUUCUGGCCUCUCCGCUGAUGAGGCAAAAAGGGCGCUCAGCAGUGCUGUUGAGGAUGUCGCAGUGCUAUUCAGUGAGGCUGCAGGUGACCGCGCCGGGGAGCUGUUGCAGGCGUUUGGUCAACAUAUCCCUGAAGAGUUUCGUCCGUACUACAGCCAUUUGUUGCGUAAACGUCGCCGGACGGCAUGA